CAUAACAGAAGGUAGCGCGAAUGACGUCAUGUUCCAUUGAGAUCGCUAUCGCGAGGCUGGCUGGGAGUAACAAGUGGAAGGUUAGUCCGCAACUGGGGAGUAAGACAUACGUGUGGUAAAAACAGAUGCACGUCAAGUCAGUGACUGGAGAAAGAGUAAGGUUCGUUUUUAUUCUAUUUAAUGAGAUACUCACGUUGAAGUAUCAAGUUGUUGAUUUUCUCGAGCUAACCGUCCUCAAUAUACAAGAUACGAAGUAAAAAAAAAGGUGAGUUGAUGCUGACAUAUCGUAUUUCCAUGCGGACUGGAUUGUUGGUUUGUAAGAGUUCAAAUAGCCAAGUAUUGUUUGUCGGAAAACUGUGUGUUGCAGAGUCGUUUGAAAGAAUUGAGGACAAGCGUCAUCAAAGUUGAUGAGGAAACGUGUGACCGGUUUUGGAAAGGACUCACUAGCUCUGUACCGGUUUGUAAAGCAGGUAGCUAGAGACACUGUUUUGUAUUAAUGUGGCCAAUAAUCGUAGCGGAUGUUUGUGAAAGUUUUAAAAAAGCAACCUUUGUGUUUCCUAACGGUCUAUCUGUGGGGUAGAUACCCCGCUUUGAGUACCCCCAAUAUUGGUUUACAGACGCUGUGAACUAUUUUGUGAUAUACAUAAAUGCGUCGCCUAUCACUGUCGCUACGUGAAACGGUACGAACGAAACGAAAGUUACGGUCAAAUCGGGGCUUUUUGGGUUUUAUUUUAUUGAAACGCUAUUGAUAACGACGACAUUACCAGACCCAGUGUGAUAAACGUGAACAACUCUGUUGUCAUGGAAACCGAUCGUGUUACGUUACCAGCGCGUGACAGUUUUUCUUGGUUUUGUGAUUACCGUAAGAGCGAGGCCUUUAGGCCCCAGAAGCUGGUGAUAUCGAACGAUUCCGAUACUGGCUUGUCAGAAGAGACGAAUCUCAGAUCAGAUGGUAAAAAGACUUCUGGUAAUCUCAGAUCAGAUGGUAAAAAGACUUCUGGUAAUCUCAGUCCAGAUGGUAAAAAGACUUCUGUUAAUCUCAGAUCAGAUGGUAAAAAGACUUCUGGUAGUCUCAGUCCAGAUGGUAAAAAGACUUCUGGUAAUCUCAGUCCAGAUGGUAAAAAGACUUUUGUUAAUCUCAGUCCAGAUGGUAAAAAGACUUCUGGUAAUCUCAGUCCAGAUGGUAAAAAGACUUCUGGUAGUUAUGAGAAUAACUCACUCCGUCCUUUUUCAAAAUGUCAUCCUCCCAUUGACGCACAAGCUACGCCAUUGGCCCAGGCCGCUGGAGUAAUAGCUUCUGAUAAUACCAGGAAGGCACCUGAUCGAGCAUCGUCUCAUAGUGAUGAGAACGAUGAAGUCAAGGAUACUGGCGAGCCUCCAAAAUAUAUGGAUCGAGAAGAUAAGUCAGUUAGAGAAGAUGAAAGAUGCAGUAUCCCACAAGGAUGCGAGGAAUCCGAGAGUUCCUUAAAUCCUAUGAAGAGCGAUCUUGAAAUUGGAUCAAAUCUUCUUACUUGGCGAGACCACUUAAUAGUUCAGAACGAUGCAGGAAACUUCAGGAAGGAAAGGCACAAAGAUUUUAAAGAUGACAUAGUCAAGAACGAUGCAGGAAACUUAAGGAAAGAAAGGCAUAAAGAUUUUAAAGAUGACAUAGUUAAGAACGAUACAGGAAACUUCAGGAAGGAAAAGCACAAAGAUUUUAAAGAUGACAUAGUUAAGAACGAUACAGGAAACUUCAGGAAGGAAAGGCAUAAAGAUUUUAAAGAUGACAUAGUUAAGAACGAUACAGGAAACUUCAGGAAGGAAAAGCACAAAGAUUUUAAAGAUGACAUAGUCAAGAACGAUGCAGGAAACUUAAGGAAGGAAAGGCACAAAGAUUUUAAAGAUGACAUAGUUAAGAACGAUGCAGGAAACUUAAGGAAGGAAAGGCACAAAGAUUUUAAAGAUGACAUAGUUAAGAACGAUGCAGGAAACUUCAGGAAUGAAAGGCAUAAAGAUUUUAAACGGUGCAGUAGACAGAAAUUGAUUCCAGAUAGGAAAAUAAAGCGGAUAGACAGAGGAUGCGAUCAACAAGUUUUUAAUUUGACCGAAACCGCAUCUACGUCAUCUCCUGAGAGCAAGAUAGUAGGAAGGACCUCGAGGUCAAGAUUGAGGUCACCGGAGGACAAAACGGAGGGUGCGGAUCAGAAGAAAUUGGUAAGAACGCCAAGGGCCAUUUCCCUGGAACGUGCCACCUUGCGGAGGAGAAGCCGAAUUGGAGACGGAUACCACACUCCACCUCGUAACUACCUGACAUUAUCAGAACAAAUUCUCUACUGGGACGCACAAGAUGGCCGCUGUCGCAGUAAUAAAAUGGAAGAGGACGAGAAACCAUGGGUUAUUGGAACAAGGAGGUCGUGGGUUACUGGAACAAGGAGGUCAAU
Limulus polyphemus (Atlantic horseshoe crab) is the source of this 2420-nucleotide messenger RNA. RefSeq lists its product as uncharacterized. The annotation marks the transcript as partial. The transcript is spliced from 3 exons. NCBI's taxonomy places the organism in Eukaryota, Metazoa, Arthropoda, Merostomata, Xiphosura, Limulidae. The record is from RefSeq and is a predicted model, not a curated record.